AUGCAUCAAAAAUACGCUCGAGAAUACUUCGCACCCUCUGAAAUCUGAUCUGCGAUGGAAACCCAGCAAAAUACUCCUCGCCGCGAGUCUCGAGCCAAGAGAGCCGGCCUGUGUUUCCCUGUGACGCGUAUCGAGAGGAAACUCCGGCUAAUGAAGGGCGUGAAGCGCCUCAACGACGAGACCGCAAUUUAUCUCGCGACCGUAGUCGAGUACAUUUGUACCGAGAUCCUCGACGUCUCGGCAACGGAAGCGAGGGAGCGGAAACUGAAGAUCCUCAGCCCUGAAAUCCUUCGGGAGGCUAUCAGGAAAGAUCCGGAGCUGAAUGAGGUCUACAGAGGAUUUUUCGCAAACUAUGAAGAGCAGGAAGACCAUGAAGACGAAGAAAAGGUUUCAACUGUCAACGUCGAGGGUCUCUCGAGCUUCCUUGAAGCGGCGAUGCUCUAGCCUCGCCUUCCUAAUUUGAGAGAUUUUGAGAAAUAAACCGAUUUCGUUUAGAGCAGCCAAAA
Messenger RNA from Galendromus occidentalis (western predatory mite), 506 nucleotides. RefSeq names its product histone H2A-beta, sperm. The record is from RefSeq and is a predicted model, not a curated record. NCBI's taxonomy places the organism in Eukaryota, Metazoa, Arthropoda, Arachnida, Mesostigmata, Phytoseiidae. Gene Ontology annotation, molecular function: structural constituent of chromatin; protein heterodimerization activity; DNA binding. Gene Ontology annotation, cellular component: nucleosome. The transcript has 2 exons. The coding region runs from base 55 to 444 and encodes 129 amino acids.